AUGUGGCGAUCACUUCUCGUUCGAGCCGCAGGAGCGGCGUCGUCCGCGGGGAGUUUAGGGCAGGGCUCCUCCGUUCUCUUGGCCCCGAUCACGACGAGCCUCGCCUCCUACUCAUCAAAGUCUAAGGGGACCGCCGUCAUCGCGAAGAAGCCCGGUGCCACGGGAGGGGGCAAGUUCAAGGAUCGCAAGGCGCCAACCUAUGCCAAAGUUGACGACAUGUCCGCUUCGGCGCCCUCCGCCGAGGACAUGGAGUUCGAGCUUCCGACUGAUCCUCUCCCCAUUCCUCCUUAUGAUCCUGACCUUGACGUGCGCUCCAACGGCCGACCGUUGUUCUGCGGCAAAUCUUCACUCUCCGAGCUCACUCAUAAGGACGUAGGCUCUUACUUCGAUUUCAGGUCCCUCAUUUUAACAUCACUCGCACCUUUGCCUUUUUGUGUCGUGUGUCGUAGUCUAAUUAAAUUGGUCAACCUGCAGCGUUGAAGAAUUAAAGGAGAAAUUACCGGAAGGUUUGCCGGCGGGCAUGAUUCAGGAGUUCGAGGAGACUAGGCGGUGGGCGCUGCUAGUGAGACAGAGCUUCAUAGACUUGCGGGAUAACUUCCGACGCAUUGUGGACCCUCCAGCUCGGGCAAGCAGUAAAAGUACAUCCUCUGGAUAAUUUUUUUGACUGGAUAUAUAUUGUCAUCUUAAAUGACUGUUCAUCGAUUGAGGCAGUUUCCUAACAAGGGAAAAUAAUGGAGCUUAUAUGCCACAUAAACCGAAGAAGGCUGCCUUUGUUUGUUAAUAUCAAACUAUGUUAAUUGAAAAAAAGAAGAAAAUGAUUGCUUUUCCGAUCAUUCAUGUAUAUUCUAAGGUCAGGGACGAGUGGGACGUUCUUCCAUCACCACUUUCCUUAGCCACGAGUUAUGAAAAUGGAAACAGAAGAGGGAAAGCGAGGUCUAGGAUUGAACUGACAUACAGUAGUCACUAUUUGCAGUUCUUUUCCUCCUGUGACACGUCAGAAACUUCAGCUUCUAGCGACCACAUCUUUAUAUUGUUCUGGAUGGGUAUAUAUCCAAGCUAAAAUAUACAUUUCUUAAUGAUCUGGUAAUAUCUGCCUUCGUAUUACAGAAUGCAAUUCUUUUUUUUCAAUUUAAUUUUUUAAGCUAUAAUACAAGUCAGUACAGAUGUAUGUUGAUCACAUUUCAAAGUAAUAUCACUCAUACUGUCUUUUAUCCUACGCUAUCCUAAUCAGAACCUGAUUUGUAAUCACAUUGCCCCAUUAAUGGUCAUAAUAUAUCCACACACAUACACAUCCACAUAGCAGGCCUAUACCUGUCCUUUCGUUAGAAUUUUAGUGCGUCCUUGUUUUACAUGCAUGUGAAACUCUUGUUGUGGAUUCCAAAGAAGUUCUUCCACCAUGGUCAUCAUCUUUUCAACCCAUAAAAUUAGAUUAGGUCUGAAUUAAAGAAACAUAGCUUAAGCUUUUCAAAAAGGCUGCUCUACUUUUAAUUGAUAACAUUAUGCCAACUUUGGCGAAGUCCUUGUUCAUGGACGGUAAAGACCACUCGAUUCUCCAGGAAGGUUCCUGUCUUCAAGAUCCUGUAUAAUUUAAUGUCUCUUGCACUGUCAAAUAAAAUAUCGUUAUCUGAUAGGAUGCAUCGCUGAAUAUGUAUAGCAUUGAUGUAUAUUCAUGGCUGGCAUUUCUGACCUUUGCAAGUUGAUUAUUGGCUUCAUCAUUGUCUACAGGUUCUCCGGUUCGAAAGCAAGUCGUCUUGGAUGGCCUAGUCAGUUGUGGGAAAAGCAUUUUACUUGCUAUGCUUGUCCAUUGGGCACGUAGUGAGGGCUGGUUAGUCUUCUAUGUUCCAAAUGCUAGGAAAUGGACUCGUGGGGGAUUUUUCUACAGAAACCCAAACACAAAUUUAUGGGACACUCCUGUUCAAGCGGCACAAAUUCUGAAGGUACAAGUUCUAAUGAAUUUAUUUUUACAGUUUCUAUUUUGAUGUUCUUCCGUUUUGUGAUAACUAUCUGAGCUCUCUGUGACAUAAAAAAGUUAAUAUGUACCAUUAAAAGAUCAUCCUUUUAUAUUUCCAUGUAAGAAGGCUGACAUUUAUUGACGACAAUUUUUUAGGUUAUCCAUUACUCAUAACACCAUCAUUGAUGCAGGUUAAUGCUACUUUUAAAUUGCAUCUUGUGAAGGGCAUGCCUAGGAAGAUGGGAGCGGCCAGUUGGAUUUCAUUUUUCUGUUUCUUACUUUCUAGUAGCUGAAAUCAAUAUUCAUUACAUAGAAUUUCAUUUUGAAUGGUCGUAUUAUCGAAGAUGGCAGGUAUAUUUUGGAGAAAAAAUAAUCUUUCAAGGAAUGAAGCCCACGUAAAGUGGAGGAACUUCAACUAACUGGUCUCGACUUGGCUUUAAACUUACUAUGCUAGGUCUGGCCUUCAAUAAUUAACUAAUACAAACUUUUAAUUGGAUCACUUUUAAAUGUAUCGUGCAUAAUCUAUCGUCAAAUUAUAUCUUGUAUGAGUUCUGGAUAAUUUUCUCUCUGAAAACUUUUUUAUAUCAAUGCUGCAUGGUGACAGUGAAUUGUAUUCUGGUGGCUCAUUUAAGUUCAACUUGUGCUUUCAGUAAUUGGGCUACUCUAGUCCAGCCUUGGGCCUCAUAUCUUAAAAAUCUUUAAGCCUGGUUUACAUUACAGAAUUAAGGGUCCAGAUUUGGCCUUGUAAUGAAUACGCGUUGGGUUUUGAUUGGACUGGGGUUGUUGGAGUCAUUCAUGCGUUAUUGGUUGACCUACUUUCGUUGUACUUUUUGUUGAAACAUUUAACAAACGUCUGGUCAGAACACGAUAUUUUUUAUGAGUUAAUAAUAAGGCCUAUUGAAGGGAUAUCAGUUCAUGUGAUUUUUCAUACUUGUUAUCGACUUUUUGAUGUAUUUGUACUUGACCCUGUAAAUCUGUUUCUGUUAGGAUUUUUUGAAGUUCAAUGAGUCUCAUUUGCAAAAGUUGCCUAUACAAAUAUUUGAUCCAAUUCCCUUGGGAGAAGGAGCUGGGAUUAGGAUGAGAAAAGAUGCAGAUUCUAUGGCAAUGCCAGAGGAUUCCACAUUACUUGACCUGGUUCGCAUUGGCAUUGAAGAGCAGCAUGCUGCAGUUGGUGUAGUGGUUCGUCUGAGAAAAGAGUUAUCAUUUGUGAAAGAUAUUCCUGUGCUACUUGCAAUUGAUCAGGUGCAUUUGAACGAGCACAAUCUAGAGAUUUGACCACGGAUGACCAUUUAGUCAUCGCUGUACUUUUUUGUUCUUACACUCGUGAUAUAACUUUGUCCUCUCUAUUUUGAUUUCUCUAGUACAACAGCUGGUUUACAUUUAGUGAAUAUGAAGAACCUGUCACUGCUCGUUCUUGCCGUCCAAUUCAUGCUAAAGAACUGUCAACGGUCAGUACUUUACCAAAGAUAUUGCCCUUUCCAUAAUUACGUUAUUUUAGUUGUCCAUGAUCUAUUAUGUCACAAGCUUUCAAAUCACAUAGAAUUAUCUUUUUAUACCUUCUCCUUUCUUUACAACUCUCAAUCUCUUAUAUAAGCGUUUCCAAAGUAGAAUUGGAUACUAUGUUAGCAGUCCUAUGGUUGUCAAACAUCUGACUGUCGGAUACUUUACUAUGAAGAAGCAUGAAAUGCGCUUAUAGACUUCUCAUUUCUACUUAUUUAGUUUCCUUUUUACGACUUAAAUAUGCCCAAUGUAUGUGAAUGUGCUGCAUAUCAUCCAUUCAAUUCCUUGCAUCUUCUGAGCGAUUGCUUUCUGCUUAUGUAAUGGGAGAGCAAAAAGUUGAGAUUUUAACAACAUGCUCAGCCCUUGUUCUAAUGAAUUGUCAAGUUUUUUAAUAAAAUUGACAUAUUUCAUAUGCAGAGAAUAAGAACGUUAAAUUGGUGUUUAAUUUUAUAAGGUGCACGAGUUUCAAUGAAAGUUAGCUGGUGUCCUGUUAAUCAGUAGCAAUGGUCAGUCGGAACAUUGAUAUUGUCAGAGCUAUCCAGGAAGGAGCUAGUGCAUAGGUGAGCUGUGUACGAGAUACUUUGAAGGGGGUGCCUAUUAUCUUGGCAACUCAGAUAACUAAGGUCUCCUAGUGAAUCCCUCAACUCCUUUUAGUUAAUUCCCCUUGUAAAAAGAAGAAUCCUUUUACGCUGAUAUCUUAUCCUCUUAUGUUUGGGAAUUCCAGCUAACUGUUGAGGAAAAACCUUUAGUAUGUUGUUGCUUUAGCUUCCAAAUAUUCAUCUUUACUUCUUUUCAUUAAUAGCCCUGAUUUGCAGUUAAAUUGGCUCCCCUAUUUAGAAAAAAAGGUAUAAUUAGUUGGACUAGGAUACAAGGAAUUCAAUAGAGAUUGACAAGUUUUAGCUAAUGUACUGCCGGGAGAUUAGGGCACCUUCACUACCUGGUGGCUCUUCUUUGGGAUUAUUUAAGGCAUUAAGUAAGCUGGAGGAGGCAAAUUGCCACUUUAGGAAUGAAGGAGAAUUCUGUAUGGCAGUUAUCCGACUUAUUGUGCCAUAUACGAGGGUUGAUCAUGUAGAAUGUUCAUGGGAAUACAGUUGAUGAAGUAAAUGAACUUAUUAGAUGGUUUCAUAAGCCUCCAGAAAACGGAUAUUAGGUGAAAGCUUUCCAUAGUUUAUCAAAGUCAAAAAAGGUGACAGCAAUAAUUUAGGUGAUCUUGCCAUGCAAAGUGGAUACUAUUCUUCAUACAAGGAAGCGUGCAUGACAGAUAACAGAUUAAUAAGAAGGGAAGCCCAGGGAAACUAUAGUUGAAAUGAUAACAACUGAAAUCUCAAUUUUGUAAACUUUGAUUCUUGUCAGUCAUGUGAUGGGUUGUAAUAUUAAACCUAUCAAUCUAGUUGCUUGACUGUAGGUUCUUUGCUUGCCAUGAUCUUGUUACUUGAAACGUUCUCGUCAAUUUUGGUACUAGUUUUUGUACUUCUAUUGUUCUAUUCUUUUUCUGUAUUUAUAGGCACAUUUUUCGUAUAUUUUGUCAUUUGGUGAUCAAUGAUUUACUUGAAAACUCAUGUAUAAACUGGUCGACUGGGCAAUGCUCACCUGUAAAAUUUUGGUGCUUUUGAUGUGGUAGUCCCUAUUUGCCUUCUGUUUACAUCUGAUAGGUUAUCACUCUUCAAUUGGGAGAGUUGGGCAACUGACUAGAAUGAUGCGUACUUGAUAGGUUCUUUUAGUUCUAAGUCUAACCUGUACAUCAUAGCUUUUCAGAUUAAGUAUACCGUGAGAUUAUGUUUAAGACGACCGUUAUAUAGCUUGUACAUCAUAUGUUUUUCAUGUCAAGGUAUCCAGAUUUUAAAGUAGCUUCAGUAUCUGUCAGAGUACAAAAUGCAUCAGUGCCGAUAUUUUUGCCCUCCCAAGUUUAAAACCUCAUUGUUGCUACGUACUUUGAAGAAAAUAAUAUGUUCUUUCGAAUGAAACAUUGAUAUCAGGACUUCACCUUGAAGUAAUUGAUCCAUUUAAGAGCUAAGGGAUAAUACUGUGUUAACCUUCUGUGUACCAUGUGAAUCCGUUUAUGCUUUUUGGACAAUUUUAUGGACGACUUAUGCCUGAACCCGCUAUUGUAUACAUGUAUUUUUUUUUUGAAAGGGAGCAUUAGUGGAUGUUAUAAUCAGCACUAGGAUGCAAACUAUUCAUUUGAGAUUCUCUUCUGAUUGUGUUCAACUCCGCAGGUUAGUGCGUACAGAUCUAUGAUGCAUGGUGACAUGAUGGUGGGGGCUUUUUCUCACUCAACUGCUGUGGGCAAACUUCGGCAAGAGCUACCAGAUGUUCCUUUAGAUGCUCGCAUUCUUCUACCUCGAUACAGCUUAGACGAGGCUGAAAGUGUUUGUCAUUAUUAUCUCAGGUGUGAUUAUUUACGAUGAAAUGUGAUUGACUUUUUUUUUUGUUGAAAAAUUCAAUUUUUUGGGUCAUUUUUUUAUCAAAAUGUUAGCAUGACGUUAUACACAAGCCCUGAUCAUGUGUUCUAUUAACUAUACAAUCAAACGUCAACCUUUCCAUUUAAAUUGGUUUCAUAUUCUGUAUGUCAGAAAAACUCGGUUUCAGAGUCUGGGAUUUAUGUAUGAUCUAUAUAGUAUUUUCUGGAUGUCCUGUGCAUCUUCUGGAAGAACACUUACUAGAAGAGUGAUUAUGAAGUAAUAGUGUGAAGAGAAUCGCAUAAUGAAGCCAUUUUAUGGUUCUUCUUGAGUGUACAAAACUUGAUAGAGCAGAGUCUAUAUUCGUGGGUCUGAAAGCAGAACUCAUUUCACCGGGAAAAAGCUCUUCUAACGAUCCUACUUAAAUUUUCAACCACUUCCAAGUUUGAGUCAUAUGAUUACGGGGGAAUGCGGAUUUUGCUUGCUAUGUUUGAAACUGAUAUUAACUAGGAGAAGAAAAAUAUGAUUUAUUUGUCUAACCGCACCGUUUGCUCUGAGUUAAUUGUUUGGGAUGAUUGAUAAAAGCACUGACAGCCAUGGAAGGAUGUCGAGUUCACAUGUCCUGAAACCGGAAAGGUCGAGGAAACAAGGUUAGUUUUAAAGGUCAUCAUCAGAGGGGAGGUGAUCAGAAAGCGUGCGAAUCAAAUGCUCAACUUUGGUAACAGGGAAGACAUGGAGCCCUUUAGUGGAAAGAAAAGGCCUUCCUAUUCCUAGUCAUUAAAGGCGGAUGGCUUUCUGUGCCCCAGCUUGGUGAAUUGCAUCCCCAUUCAGUGACAUCAUCAUCUCUUCCCUACUAACUCAGUGUUUGCCACGUCUGGGAAACCAGUUUAUGACUCGAAGGCUGUUGCCUAACAUGCACGCACUAGGAAACAAUUCUACCAUAGUGACUCCGUUCUCUGAAGUGAGGGAAUCCCAAUAAGCGAAAGAAGAAAUGAUCGUAGGAAGCAAUGUGUUGAACACCCACAGCAGGCUUCGAUCAAAUGGGCAGAAUGGCAAACUUCAUAUGGAGAUGGCGUAAAAAGCUUCUUGCAUUCACCUUUCCAAGUAGGAAGAAAGUCUCCAUUUCCUUGUGUCUACAUCUCUCUGCUAUUUGAUUGUGUAAGCAUGGGCAUGGUUCUCGAUCCUUUGGAUGGUUUCUUGACAGAUGGUUUUGCCACCGGUCACCGGAACACAUGAAUAGCUGUUGUUGUAUAGAUUUCCUGAUGUCAGCAUACUUGUGAUGAUUUUUCUAGGCUUUUAUAUGAUUUAUUAUCGUAUUGGCUAUAGUUCCCGUUGUGACAGGACAGCUCACAUCUGAACGCUAAGCUUAUUUGUGACAUGACAGCUUAUAUCUAAACUCCUGUCAUUACCUGCAGGCAAAGGCUCAUUAGGCGCGAUGGAUUUUCGGAGGACAAAUGGAAGAAAAUUUACCAUUUAUCCAAUGGAAACGGGAAAGAAAUGCGAUGGUUGGUUCCUUUCAUUUAA
Messenger RNA from Spirodela intermedia, 7374 nucleotides. Lineage: Eukaryota; Viridiplantae; Streptophyta; Magnoliopsida; Alismatales; Araceae. The record is from the annotation of a GenBank genome assembly.